AAUUCCUCGACAUCUUCAUCGUUCUGUUGUUCCUUCCUCAACAAACCCACCACAAAAUCAAAAACCCUAAUCUGUGAGAUCAGAGAAGAGAAGCUAUGGAGGGUGAUUCAUCUUGGAGUGCUCGUCUAUCUUCUGCCUCUUGGCGCUAUCAAUCCGCUCUUCAAUCUCGAUCAGAUAUGCUCAUGGGUUUUGAUGAAAAUGAUGUGGACGAUGAUAUAAGGGAGGAGUUUCUAUGCCCGUUUUGUUCGGAGUAUUUUGAUAUUGUUGGAUUAUGCUGCCACAUUGAUGAAGAGCAUCCCAUGGAAGCAAAAAAUGGGGUAUGUCCAGUUUGUGCAUUGAGAGUAGGGGUUGAUAUGGUAGCACACAUAACCCUACAACAUGGAAGUAUAUUUAAGAUGCAGCGCAAAAGGAAACCACGUAAAGGUGGAUCUUAUUCAACACUAUCUUUAUUGAGGAAGGAGCUGCGAGAAGGAAAUUUGCAAUCCCUUUUUGGCGGGUCUUCGUGUUUAGUGUCAUCAUCGAAUGCAGCACCUGAUCCACUGUUGUCAUCAUUUAUAUCGCCUUUAGCUAAUGAACUUAACAUUUCUCAGCCUCACUCGCAACCUGAGACAAGAUCAUCCAAGAAAUGCUCAGAUGAGACUGUAUCAAGAAGAAAUGUGGAGUCAUCAACCCUUUCAGUCAAGGAUAAGGAGGAGAAGGGAAAAAGAUGCGAGUUUGUUCAAGGGCUGUUGCUGUCCACCAUGCUUGAUGACAAUUCAUGAAGGAAAUUCAUCAGGAUGGCUGCUUCAGUGGCGGGCUAAUUCACAGAUGCGAUACCUGCAACCUAUGGUUUGUCUAGUGAAAUUGUCUAUGUAUUUGAUCAGAGUGGAAUAAGGAGUGGAAAAUGAAUGUAAUGUAUGUAUGUUGUAUGUGAACUGAUGUUUUUAGCUCAAGAGUUUCAUAUCCUUUAAUUUCAGAUCGUAAAGCUUAAAUGAAAUAGAUAAA
Messenger RNA from Gastrolobium bilobum, 984 nucleotides. Its product is annotated as protein DEHYDRATION-INDUCED 19 homolog 3-like. The record is from RefSeq and is a predicted model, not a curated record. Lineage: Eukaryota; Viridiplantae; Streptophyta; Magnoliopsida; Fabales; Fabaceae. The transcript is spliced from 5 exons. The coding region runs from base 96 to 761 and encodes 221 amino acids.